Molecule: messenger RNA, 1246 nt
Organism: Trichoderma harzianum CBS 226.95
Lineage: Eukaryota; Fungi; Ascomycota; Sordariomycetes; Hypocreales; Hypocreaceae
Exons: 3
Coding region: 306-1124 (272 amino acids)
Molecular function (GO): catalytic activity
Source: RefSeq, a predicted model, not a curated record
GUGAAAGCUCUUGCAUUACCCGCUAAGUGGCUGCUGUCCAAUUUUUAUAGCCAUUUGAACUUGGGUACAUGUAAUUGGAUGCGCACUUUGAGAUGCGCACUGUGAGCCCCUCCAAAGCUCCGGUUCGCGAGAGCUGCUUUAUACAUGCAUUUAGUGAGAUAGUACCUAUUUUCGGAAGAUCUUUGACCAAUUUUCAUAUGAGAUUACAUAUAUGUAGGCAUAUAUCCAUAUACACUCUUCACACACGACACACCCAAAGACCACCACAUUCACCAUCUUGUCAGUGCAUGGUUUAGUUGACCAUCAUGACGGACAACUUCUCCCUCUUUACGUCUCUUCGGUAUGACCCCGUUCUACUAGAGGUUGCCUCCAAGGAUAUCGAUUACGCUGGGUGGAAUACCGCCAAUAAGUCGUCCUUUUACAUGCUCGACUACCAUCGUGAUCGUAUGCUACGGGCAGCAACCCAUUUCCAGUGGGACAAGGCUGUCCAGCUUCUCUCAGGCCAGGAGGGCUUGGAAACAUUAAUCAAAGCAGCUGAAGAAUUCAUCGGUCCAUCUCAAAAGACUCCGCUUCGCUUCAAAGUUGUUGUUAGCCGUGAAGGCAUCAUGAGCUUCGAGAAGAACAACACAGCUGCGGUUAGCAUUGAAAAUCUAUUUCCUCUGCGGCUGCCUUCACCCGGUGCUCCAUCCACUCCCGGGGAGCCCAAGAAAACUCCAUGUUGGGCAAUUGUGCUCGACGAUGCUCAAACGGCAGCGUCAGAGUACACACAUUACAAGACGACAAAGAGGGAAAUGUACGACUCUUCCCGCCAGAGGCUUGCCAUUGCGCUGACCGAUGAGCGGGAGGUCUUAUUGACCAACCAAGACGAUAAAUCCAUCAUGGAGGGAAGCUUGACAACGCCAUAUUUCUGGCGAGAUGGACAAUGGGUCACUCCUCCAGUUUCUGCGGCCUUUGACCCGGGAGCUGGAAGUGGUGGUCAAGACGGCACCUCGAGACGGUGGGCUUUGGAAAGGGGACUAGCUAUGGAGCAACCAGUAUUUGCAAGUUCUUUGGUUGAUGGCGAAGAGUGCUGGAUUAGCAAUGGUGUUAGGGGCUUUAUUGCCGGCAUUGUUCGUCUUAAAUAGUUACACUGGGCCUAUGGUUGAAAUAGCGACACCUUUUGUUUCCUCGAACAGUUAAAAAAAAAAGAUAAAUCAAUCUCUAGACGGCGUUUAUUUAUUGGAAACCUGGUUUAUUUGCAUUUCUC